Messenger RNA from Strongylocentrotus purpuratus (purple sea urchin), 1578 nucleotides. RefSeq lists its product as uncharacterized. The record is from RefSeq and is a predicted model, not a curated record. The transcript has 2 exons. The coding region runs from base 1 to 1578 and encodes 525 amino acids. Gene Ontology annotation, molecular function: DNA binding. NCBI's taxonomy places the organism in Eukaryota, Metazoa, Echinodermata, Echinoidea, Camarodonta, Strongylocentrotidae. Gene Ontology annotation, cellular component: nucleus.
AUGAUCAGAAAUGGUGCAAAGUAUGUGGCUACUAAGCGUGGACCACAGAACAAAUGGAGCGCUGAUUCAAUGCAGCAAGCCAUAGCAGCUCUGAAAAGUGGGGAGGUAACCAGCUUUCGAGAAGCACAAACAAGAUUCAAUGUGCCCAGGAACACCCUUAUAAGGCGUUACAGAGGACAGGUCGAUGAAAAGGCACCAGCACACAAACCAACUGUGCUGACCGAAGAUGAAGAAGGCAGAAUUGCGGAAUGGCUCGUUGAAUGCGAGGAAAAACUGUUCGGCAUCACACCAACACAGGUGUGUGAGGUUGCUUACAAUAUCGCGGAAAAGUCAGGGAGGCCUCAUCCCUUCAACAAGACGACGAAAAAAGCUGGCUAUGACUGGUUGAAAACGUUUCAGGGAAGAUAUAGCCAUCUUUCCAUAAGGAAGCCUGAGGCACUGUCUGCAGCUCGAGCCAGAGCCAUGAACGAGAUUGUUGUAGGGAGAUAUUUUGAUUUACUUGAUCAAACAAUGGACCGACUAGACUUAAAAAACAAACCAGCACAAAUAUAUAAUUGUGAUGAGACUGGUCUUUCCUCAGUCCAUAAGCCGCCGAGAAUCAUGGCCACCAAGGGAAAGAAGCAAGUCCAUUCGAAGACAAGUGGAGAGCGCGGGUUUAACACCACUGUCAUGGCCUGCCCGAAUGCUGUGGGGAACUAUAUCCCUCCAUUUGUUAUCUUCAAAGGAUCGCGGUUGUCUCCAGCACUGACGUGCAAUGCUCCACCAGGGACACUGUUUGCUACAUCGGAUACAUCAUACAUGAACAUGGACCUGUUUUAUAACUGGAUCCAGUUUUUCGUGAAGCACAUACCACCUGCCCGUCCAGUAUUACUCAUAGUUGAUGGUCAUGGGUCCCAUAUAUCCAUUGGGACUUUAGAAUAUGCAAAGGAAAACCAGGUUGAACUACUUUGUUUGCCACCCCAUACAACCCAUUGGCUGCAACCUCUGGAUCGCACAGUGUAUGGCCCUUUAAAGGUCAAUUAUGACAAGGCAUGUGCCCAGUAUAUGCGAGAGAAUCCAGGGCAGAUUGUUACAAGAUACAAAUUUUCCGGCUUAUUUAGACAAGCGUAUGGAAAAGCCGCUACAAUCGCCAAUGCUAUCAGUGGUUUCCGGUCAACAGGCAUAUACCCGUUUAACCCUACUGCAGUACCACAGAAGUCAUUUGCUCCAUCAAAAGCAUGGGCCCCCGCUCCCGCCCUCGCUGUAGAAGAGAACAUUCCAUCUACUCAAAAUGAACCAGGGCAAAGCGUGUCCUCGCUAAACGUGCCGGUUGCUGAUCCAAAGCCUAUAUCGGCUCCAUUGAGGGGCACAUCACCAGUACCCACUAACCCAACACAGAGCACACACAGUGAUCUUGAAGAUCAACAUCAACAACCUGCCAGAGCCCCACAACCACCAUCAGUACACAUGCCUUCAACCUCAUCCACCCAUCGUGCACUAGCUACUCAAGAACCAGGUAAUGAUUGGCUUGCAGAUUUACUACAGGUACCAACAGCUAUUGUAACCAGAGGCAAUAGAAAAAGGCAGACCACGACUUAA